Messenger RNA from Pantherophis guttatus, 3404 nucleotides. RefSeq names its product zDHHC palmitoyltransferase 3 (gene ZDHHC3). Gene Ontology annotation, cellular component: Golgi apparatus; endoplasmic reticulum. The record is from RefSeq and is a predicted model, not a curated record. Gene Ontology annotation, molecular function: protein-cysteine S-palmitoyltransferase activity. NCBI's taxonomy places the organism in Eukaryota, Metazoa, Chordata, Lepidosauria, Squamata, Colubridae. Gene Ontology annotation, biological process: protein targeting to membrane; peptidyl-L-cysteine S-palmitoylation.
UGACUAGUUCCUUGCUCAUACGUCACGGAUGGCGAGGGAAGCUCAACCCCGGGAUUUCCUAUCUUCAGUACAAUUCUUUUCUGGAGAAGUGGGACGGUGCUUCUGCUAGACCGAAAGAAAAUGUCCAAGGCAUUCUUCCCGAUCGUAGCACGAAUGGGGAAGCUGCGAAAGGAAUGGGGUAUGCUUUAGCCUUAUCUCUCAGCAAGGAACUCCGGGCUGGGCGCUGAAUCGCUGGUUUUCCCGUCUACUGGCAGGCGAAUGGAACACUCUGCUGGUCUGAGCGGUGGAAAGUCGAGCGGGCCGCUGGCAGAGCGGGGGGGGGCGGCAGCAGCGGCGAGCGUGUUGCUUCAUCUUCAGCCUGGAUCCAAGAAUGGACAUUAUAACCUAUGAUGAUUACUCCAGUUCACCGCUUCAGAGAUAUUGAGAGGAAACCAGAAUAUCUUCAACCGGACAAGUGUGUCCCACCUCCCAGAUACAGUUCCUCAGGAACAAUGUGGUUUAUUCGAGAUGGUUGUGGUAUUGCCUGUGCAGUUAUCACCUGGCUCCUGGUAUUUUAUGCUGACUUUGUAGUGAUCCUCGUAAUGCUGCUUCCAUCAAGAGACUAUAUUUAUAGUGUAAUCAAUGGAAUAGUUUUCAAUACUUUGGCAUUCCUGGCUCUGGCUUCACAUUUGAGAGCAAUGUUAACAGAUCCAGGUGCAGUGCCCAAAGGUAAUGCCACAAAAGAAUUCAUAGAGAGCUUACAGCUGAAGCCAGGACAAGUAGUUUAUAAGUGUCCGAAAUGCUGUAGUAUCAAACCGGACAGAGCACAUCACUGCAGUGUUUGCAAGAGAUGUAUACGGAAAAUGGAUCACCACUGCCCAUGGGUUAAUAACUGUGUAGGAGAGAACAACCAGAAAUACUUUGUACUGUUUACAAUGUAUAUAGCACUAAUUUCUCUGCAUGCUCUAAUCAUGGUUGGAUUUCACUUCCUAUAUUGUUUGGAAGAAGACUGGACAAAGUGCAGUUCUUUCUCUCCACCAACUACUGUGAUCCUUCUGAUCCUCUUGUGUUUUGAGGCUCUCCUUUUUCUGAUUUUCACAUCUGUAAUGUUUGGAACACAGGUACAUUCCAUCUGCACUGAUGAAACAGGAAUAGAACAGUUGAAAAAAGAAGAGAGAAGAUGGGCUAAAAAAACAAAAUGGAUGAACAUGAAAGCAGUAUUCGGCCAUCCGUUCUCUAUAGUUUGGCUUAGCCCAUUUGCUACUCCAGAUCAAGGAAAAGCCGACCCAUAUCAGUAUGUGGUCUAAGAAUUCAUGACAACAUUUUCACCCAAACAAAACUGCAUUUGCGGCACUAUGUCUAUUACAUAUGAAUGUUUCCAAUGAAAAAACCUUUUGUUUAAAAAAAAACUGCCUGUAAAGGGCAGAUAACUACAGAGAAAAGUUGAGGGAGGGAAAAAGCAGGCCUGUAUUCUGCAAACUUUGGUAAUUCUUCAUCUCUGGCUGAAGCGUUUUCUUCUUUUUUUUUACUUAAUAAUUUGACUGGCCUAUUUUUUCCUUGUCUGCUUGCUGACACAACUAAUGUAAAGGAGAAACUCCUCUCUCUGUAUUUACACAAUCACUAAACAACAGCCUAUGCCAGGAAUAUCAUUUUAUAUGGGUAGUCAUGAACUUCUUUGUGGCAGAAAAUACUUUUAUGUUGUGGUAUUUUGUAUGCAUCUGAGUUAAAGCCUCACAUAAUAUCUGAAAUAAUGAAAGAGAAAAUACAGCUCAACUAGAAGGCCAGUUGAUAACUUUGCUUAGUUUUUAAGCUUUAAAAUAUGUUGCCAACACUAUUGUAUUUUGGAGAGCUACAGAAUUAUUCUUGUGCUGUUUUUUUAACCAUAUCUUUCUGGAAAGCAGGAAUUGUCAUUAUUGGUUAUAUGAAUGAAAGUUGUUAUAUGUGUGGCUUUGUAAUGCCUUAUAAUUGAAGAAAUGUGGGAAGUUGAUUUAAAUGUGUAGAAUAGCAAGAUAAAAUUUGUAUUAAUUAAAAAAGGGGAAUGGUUAAUAAAUAGUGUUUAUAUAUAGAAGAGGCUUAAAAAUCCAGGUAAAAGUCUAGCAUUGUUCUAUAAUUUUAUUUUUAACAUUACCUCCUUUUCAUAUCUUUAGAUAUUUGUUCUGCUUUAAUUCUAUUCAUAUAUAUUUUACAAUUAGAACUGUCAUGUGUAAAAAGAUCAUGCAUGCCUUCGUUCAUGAUUAAAUUGAUGGCAAACUGUAUACAUAGUAAGAGCUUGGAAAUGAGGACUAAAUAGAAGGCAUUCUAUUUAAAACAAAUAUAAGUAGAACAUCUUACACCCAAACUGAGUGAGUCUGUAACACUUUAGAAUAUAGGCAGGGAUUUCAUUGCAUAUUUUGGAUUUUAAAAAUUCUGAUGGUCUCAUUUGGAAAAUAAUGUGAAUGCUGCAUUUUUUCAGUACUGUCAAUGCUUCCAUAUGGGGAACAAAUGCAAUAAACCUUUUCUGAACACUGCUUCUGUGCCUUUAUUUAAAACAAGUUUUUCUAAAUUCCAUUGUCCUCUAGAUUGUAGAUAGUUGAGUAAUUAGUGUUAAAUUUAUUUGGAUAAAAUAGUCCUAUGGCUACACUUUUAUAUUCUGUCAUUAUAUGUUCAACAAGCAAGCAGACAUUUUUGUAACAAAACUAGUUUUCUAUUUCCACAAUUACAUAUUAAAAUUUUUAAUGCAGAAGAAUAUAUUUUGUGGGUCAGUAAUCCUCAAUGAUCUGUGUUAAGAGAUGUUUUGAAAAAAAUACUUACAGCAAUCAUAAGAAAUAGAUAUUACCUUUCAAUCUUGGAAGUAAGAGUCACUGAAUUCAGUGAAAUUUAUUUUAAGCUAUUAUAUUUAGAUCAUGAUUUUGAUUUUUUUUAAAAUGAUACUAUAAUUACUAGCCUAUUAGACAAAGAACCUCAGUGAUUUAUAAAACAAGUUAUUGGAAAGAGAAUAUGAAAAUGUGUUUAGGUCUUCUCUACAUAUUAAAAGUAAUUUACCAGAUUUAUUCCAGCAGACCAACUUUCCAGUGAUGAGGGAGCAUUUUCUGUUCCAGUUUUCAUCAGCUUUCUAACUGUAGAAUUUUAUCUCCAUGGAGGCUUGGAUCAUUUCCAUUUUGAGGAAUUUUGGACAGCAUAUUCUAUAGUUUCCCAAGUUUUAAAUAUCUCUCUAGAAAUUAAAUAGAUCUGAGGAUGGGUGGUUCUGUUAGCUGUAUUAUUUUAUGGUGUAUUUUUGGUGGAUCAUAAAAAUUAUACUGCAAUAAAUUUGUCACAGGAUACCAUUUUGGAUUUGCUAUAAUAAACUAAUUUGUCUAUCUCUGAAAAAAAGUCAAAUAAUUUUAUGUUUGCCUAGCUAUCAAUGAAUAAAAUUAUUUACAUUCAAGUCAAAUAAAUGAUUUUACACU